AUGAACUCGAUUUACUACCGUAUGCCCAACGCUAAAGGGUUCGAGUUAGAAAACACUGGUGCAGGCCUCAGAGGCAGCUGCAAGAUUUACUAUUAUUCCGUCUCUUCUAAGCACCACCGCCAUCCCAAACCGUGCCGGCAGGCGCUGUUCACGACGGGGACACAGCCGUACCCUGGAGUUUUAACUGGAUACCCGAUCAGGACAUUGCCGGAUUAUGUCCUUCCCAACACACCCAAGACAGGCCUUGAGAUGACGUGGGGGUUGUUGGCGAGGUUUCUUGGUGGGGAGGAAGAGCAGCCCCGUAGGCCGAGUAGUAGGGAGGAGUUGGUGAAAACGCCGAUUGUGUUGAAGGGGCUGCAGUUUUAUGCUUUGUUCUGUGAUUUUGAGGAGGGGGAGGGUGUACUGGCAUUUGAUACAGGAUAA
Messenger RNA from Podospora pseudocomata, 423 nucleotides. RefSeq lists its product as uncharacterized. Lineage: Eukaryota; Fungi; Ascomycota; Sordariomycetes; Sordariales; Podosporaceae. The transcript has a single exon. The record is from RefSeq and is a predicted model, not a curated record. Bases 1 to 423 code for a protein of 140 amino acids.